This is a messenger RNA of Tremella mesenterica DSM 1558, 1990 nucleotides long. RefSeq lists its product as uncharacterized. Bases 32 to 1990 code for a protein of 652 amino acids. Gene Ontology annotation, cellular component: small-subunit processome; nucleolus; Noc4p-Nop14p complex. The transcript is spliced from 7 exons. The record is from RefSeq and is a predicted model, not a curated record. Gene Ontology annotation, biological process: ribosome biogenesis. Lineage: Eukaryota; Fungi; Basidiomycota; Tremellomycetes; Tremellales; Tremellaceae.
CAUACUUUGAAUCGUAUUCUUCUCAUUCGACAUGGUCAAGACGACCCUCCCAAAGCUCAAAAGUACUGCGGGGUCAUCAACCUCGGCUCUCUUGGAACAGGUCAAACCACUCGAGAGCCAGCUCUUGGUCAAGCCUUACAACCCUAACCUUCUUCUCUCCCUUCUAGCUUUGGGUUCCAAAGAUGACCCUCGAGUCGUUCACAAGGCUAUAUGGGCUUUGCAUCGUGUCUUCGUGGUUUACAUAGCGGAGGGAUUAGUUGGCUCUAUCCGAGGCUCGCUCUCCUUCACGCGAACAGUUGUUGCGGAGGAUAACGACGACCGAGAAGAUGAGAGUAGGGAGGUGGCAGUAUGGACGAGAGAUCGAUUGAUCGAAUAUGUCAAAUUGAUAUCUGGGCUACUACGGGAUACAGAGGGAUCUCUUAGGACCAGUGCGGUCAAAUUACUCUUCGCCCUCCUCCCUCCUCUCUCUUCGUCACUCUCACAAAUCCAAGAAGGAGCGAUAGUUCAUCUUCCUUACUUCCGGCUGCUGCUUGAUGCCUUUUUCAACCCUGUGGCUUCACCCCGCGGAGCUGCAGCUGGAGAGGUGAAGCAGGAGAAUCAGGUUGAACUGGAAGAUGGGGUAUUAUCGGAGGAUGUUAUUAGUGCGAUCGCUGAUUAUUGGGCAAAGUACGAUGAUCUUCGAUGGAUCUUCUUCCGAGAGACCAAACGCCAUCUAGAGAGUCAGUCUAUACCUCAUCCUGGGAACCUUUUGGCUCAAUUACUACCCCUCAAAAACCUUCCUACAUUACCGGAACACAUCAACGCUUUUUACAUCCCAGCCUUCUCUCAACCUCCUUCGAAACAACCACCCCAACCUAAACCAGUCACAUCAAAAGAGAAGAAACAACCCACAUCUCAACCCAAGAAGAAAGUCAAAAAAGAUUCAGCGGUCGAUACAAACCCUUCAUGGAUGGACUAUUAUUCUUCCUCCGACUCUGACUCUUCAACAGAGAAUACCGUGCUUGGUAAACGCCCUCGACAGCGUACAUCUCAAUUAUCGAUUCACCCUUCCAUUUAUUCCAUCCCAUCGCACCAAUUGGUCUAUACAUCAUUGUGGGAGACCGUACUGACUUUAUCUCUGGACGACGGAUGGGUGAGAAAGGUGUUGGUGGGAUUACAUGGAGAAAAGGGGAUAUUAGGUCAUAUGAAAGCGGAAAGAAGGGUUAGAGUGGCGGAUUGGUUAGGUGCUUUGGUAGAUAAGGGAGGGGUGGAGGGUAUGUUAGCAAUGAACGGGUUGUAUGUUUUGAUGACAAAGUAUAAUCUUGAUUAUCCUCAAUUUUACAAACGUCUUUACGGUAUGCUGGAUAAUGAAGUUUUGCAUGUCAAAUAUCGGGCGAGGUUCUUUCGUCUGCUAGAUACAUUCUUGGCGUCUCCUCUACUCCCCGCGACAAUGAUAGCAUCUUUCAUCAAACGUCUAGCUCAACUAUCCUUGUUCUCACCACCAGCAGGAAUAAUCAUGAUCGUUCCAUUCAUUUACAACUUGUUCAAACGUCAUCCAGGAUGUAUGAUCAUGAUACAGCGACAUGAGUUGUCGGAAUUGACAGACCCAUACGAUCCAUCGGAACAAUCACCUUUUAAUUCUAAAGCGAUAGAUUCUUCAUUAUGGGAAUUAGCAGCAUUACAAAAACAUUAUUUGAGUAGUAUAUCAACAUUGAGUAAAGUUUUCGGGGAAGUAUUUACUAGACCGGAAUACGAUUUAGAGGAUUUCAUAGAUCAUGGGUAUACGACUUUGUUCAAUACUGAACUUUCACGUAAACUACGUCAUGCACCCGCUAUUUCUUUCGAAAUGGAGAAUGAUACUUUAUCUUCUUUGUUCCCUUCUUCCAAAUCCAUGAAUCCACAAGUUGUCUCGACCGACUCGAUGGAUCCUUCCUCAACACCCCCGACCCACGAUCUUUCCACCAAUCCGACAAGAUCGGGAGAGGUAGUAUCGACUUUGUGGACUUUCUGA